AUGGCUGAGGAGCCGCGACGGUCCGGCAGAGCGACCAAGGGCCAGCACAAAAACCUCGAUAUGCCCGAGCCGCCCCCCUCAAAACGAAAAGGCAAAACACAGGGCCAGAGAAAGCAGACAUCAAGCGAGGCAACACCCCCCGCCGCCAAUGAAGAGGAGGAAAUAAUUCGCUGUAUCUGUGGCGAAUAUGAGGAGGAAGAAGAUGUCGAACGCGACAUGAUUUGCUGCGAUAAAUGCUCUGCAUGGCAACACAAUGAUUGCAUGGGUCUUGCUUUCGCAAAAGGCGAUGAGCCUGCAGAAUAUUUUUGUGAGCAAUGCAAACCAGAAAAUCACAAAAUACUUCUCGAAAAAAUGGCGUGUGGUGAGCGACCAUGGGAGGAGGCAGCACAGAAGAGAGCUCAGGCUGCCGAAGAAAAGAAAACUAAGCGCAAGAAAGGCGGAAAGCGUGGAAGGAAGAGCAAAGCAAACGAUAUGAAAUCUGAAAUGAGUGACGCUGCUGCUAGUGGCGCCGCAACACCCAUCCGAGAGACCGCAAACGCCAACAGCGAAGCUCAGAAUACCUCUACAACAAUCACUGGAAAACCCGAAUCUCCCAGUGCCCAGAAAAGGAAAUAUUCGGACCAGGCAGAUAGCGGGCUUCCUGAACCUGGUCCUAAAUCGAAACUUCAACGACUUUCAUUUAGUAACACACCAGGUGCACCUCGGGAAGCGAAAGGUUCUCCCACACUAAGCAGAAAAGCCAGCGUGGCAGGAAGCCCUACUACACACGGGUCAAAUACAAGCCAUUCUCCUAUUGACAUAAUUGGUGGUAGUAUAGACCACUUAUCCCAAUCUAGGAAACCGGUUGCAAAAGCUUUAGUCAGGCUCUUUGUUGAACUGGCUGGAGUAGCCCAAGAGCAAGGGAAAUUUGCAAUACCGGGAGGAAAGACUAAGCAGAGCGUAGGAGAGGACUUGGGGAUUGCCAUCGAGCAAGCAAUGUAUCAAAAUCUCUGCGCGGGGUCGGGAGAGCCUAAUCAAACCUAUAAACAGCAGCUGCGGACCAUAUUGUUCAAUGUAAGGAAGAACCCUUCGUUACGUGAUAGUCUGCUCGUAGGUCGUAUUUCUCCCGAUAGCUUCUCCAAAAUGAGUACGCAAGAUAUGGCCAGUGAGGAAUUGCGACAGAAAGACGAUGAGAUUAAACGUGAAGCAGAACGACAACAUACUAUCGUCCAGGACACCGGCCCACGCAUCAGACGAACUCAUAAAGGGGAAGAGUUUGUGGAAUCUGACCCUCAAUUCGUCGGGACCGAAUCGGUCUUCUCUACCGCUAUUGCUCGCCGAGAUACCCUUGGAGAUGCCGCAAGCCCUCGUGCCGGAAGUCCACAAGCAACACGAACAGGACCAGACACAGGCCAGCAGGACCAGAACCCUCCCCUUAUUGAUACCCGACACGGUGCUGGUGGUACCGGGAGAUCAGCUUCUAGCGACUUCAACAUCCAAAAUGUUUGGUCAAGUGUCCAGUCCCCUGGGGCCGCUCCGCAUCAUGAUGCACCGCAAUUUGGACCUCCAGCAUUCCCACACAACCAUCUACCACCAUCUCAAAACAACGUGCAGGCAGAUGCUGAGAUUGACAACUUACUGAAGGAUGAAGAGCCGGAGUCUCCUCCAUAUUCACCCAAAGACUUUCCCGGGCCAGAUAUUAUCUGGCGCGGGAAGGCUUUGAUGGAUGGCGUAGCCGGAUUUUCUGCCACAGCACGAUAUGUUGGCGGUGCAGACCUUAGCGGGCGGGUUCCAUGGUCCCAAUUGGUUCCUCCUUCGCUGGUUAUUGACGGCCGAAUUGAUUUUCAGCUAGCAACCAACUAUCUUUGUGGGCUUCGAUAUAGCCACACGACAGAUAUCACUGUCAUUGCCAUUCCUCCACCAGAUACCCCUGACGAUAUUGCCAAUUUUAAUAAUUUAUUCGACUACUUUGUUCGACGGCAACGAUAUGGUGUGGUAGGAAAACAUCCACUUGCAACAGUAAAGGAUACAUAUCUCAUUCCAGUCGAGGCAGGUUCGGGCAAAAAGCCUGAAUUCAUGGAAAUUCUCGAGAAUAAUACGAUUGAGGACCCAACGCCAGAACGGCUAUUACUCGUUGUUUUUGUUGUAAAAACAAAUGCCCACCCAUCCAAUUCAACUCCUCAGGCUCCCUCAACAGCGGCUGGUGGAUCAAUGCCAGCCACACCAAGCACUGCCCGUCCUCAGUUCCAGUCUCCCAUUAACACUGAACCAAAAGAACAUUCACAAACGGCGCUGCAUGCGCAAAUGCACCCUCUCCCAACCCAGCCUCCAACUACCCAAUUUCAACCCUCCCCAUUACCGCUGGUUGGAAAAGCGGCCGCAACUCAUGUUUUAGGCGAGCAGCUUGCUUCGACAUCGACCAUCGAAGAAGUGUUAAAACACGCCCCAAAUGCGGAUAUCGCUCAAUUCAACGUCAUUGCAGAGAUAAUAUCAGGCAAUCCAACCGCUGCAAUGAGCUAUGAACAGUUAAUGAAUGCCCUAAUGGAUAAGACAAAUGGAGCCAUGUGA
This is a messenger RNA of Ophidiomyces ophidiicola, 2547 nucleotides long. It is a transcript of the gene BYE1, whose product is annotated as Transcription factor bye1. The record is from RefSeq and is a predicted model, not a curated record. Gene Ontology annotation, molecular function: RNA polymerase II transcription regulatory region sequence-specific DNA binding. The coding region runs from base 1 to 2547 and encodes 848 amino acids. Gene Ontology annotation, biological process: transcription antitermination; regulation of mRNA 3'-end processing; transcription elongation by RNA polymerase II. The transcript has 3 exons. Gene Ontology annotation, cellular component: nucleus. Lineage: Eukaryota; Fungi; Ascomycota; Eurotiomycetes; Onygenales; Onygenaceae.